Messenger RNA from Polyodon spathula (Mississippi paddlefish), 3427 nucleotides. RefSeq names its product ADP-ribosylation factor-like protein 4A. The record is from RefSeq and is a predicted model, not a curated record. The transcript has 2 exons. Lineage: Eukaryota; Metazoa; Chordata; Actinopteri; Acipenseriformes; Polyodontidae. Gene Ontology annotation, molecular function: GTP binding; GTPase activity. Gene Ontology annotation, cellular component: cytoplasm. Gene Ontology annotation, biological process: intracellular protein transport; vesicle-mediated transport. The coding region runs from base 416 to 1018 and encodes 200 amino acids.
GCGACAGGUGGAGUAAAUGUGAAGACACAUUUGUGUGACAGAUAAAUCUACGAAUCAGACAUGGGGAAAACUGCAGCCUCGUCUGAGAAGGCAGCCAAUCGACGUUUGCAUUUGUUGGGGGUGGGGCUGAUCUUGCGGGUGGAAAUGACCAGAAACGAGUUUUGUUUUUUUACACAGCGCAUUGAAGGGGAUCGUAAUGGAUGUAGCAACGCUGAGUGGACAAGUGGAUAAUGAAUUAUUGCAGAUAUUUUAAGUAAUGCUAAUAAACUAGGAUGUAACCCACUUCAUUUUAACAGGGUUAAGGUAUUGAUGCUUUUACCCACUGAAGAUUCUUGAGAAUUAUUGAACGCACAGAAAAGAGUGUGAAGUUGCUUUUUCUGUUUUAAACUGCUCAUGUUUGAACUGAAUCUUCAAUAUGGGGAAUGGAUUAUCAGAACAGAGUCCAAUUUUGUCAAGUUUUCCAUCUUUUCAGGCUUUUCAUAUUGCUAUUCUGGGCUUGGACUGUGCAGGGAAAACCACAGUUUUGUAUCGACUACAGUUCAAUGAAUUUGUUAACACUGUCCCGACAAAAGGAUUUAACACGGAGAAGAUCAAAGUAACACUGGGAAGUUCCAGAACAGUGACUUUCCACUUCUGGGAUGUGGGCGGCCAAGAGAAGUUAAGACCUCUGUGGAAAUCAUACACACGAUGCACUGAUGGCAUCAUUUUUGUAGUAGACUCUGUGGAUGCAGAAAGGAUGGAAGAAGUCAAAACAGAAUUGCAUAAAAUAACAAAGAUAUCUGAAAACCAAGGCGUGCCCAUUCUAGUAAUCGCGAACAAACAGGACCUAAGGAAUUCAUUAACUCUUUCAGAGAUUGAAAAAAUGUUAGCACUACGUGAACUAAGUUCCUCCACCCCUUGGCACCUGCAACCCACAUGUGCAAUCAUAGGGGAUGGACUCAGAGAAGGACUGGAGAAACUUUAUGAAAUGAUUAUAAAACGGAGAAAGAUGUUAAGGCAGCAGAAAAAGAAGAGAUGAUUCCCAGGAAACAAACUGCAGUUUGCAAGUGAAGCUGUAUUUCUGAUGGUGUUAUUUGCCAAAUGUGGAUCCAGGGUCACUGUUUUUGUCAGUUGACUGAAGUCAUGCCCGCAAUUAAUGGUUGCAGCUAAAGCUCAGUUCAGUGCUGUGCAAGUUGUAUAGAUGCAUGAAAGCUGUCCAGAAACUGUUAGUUCUACUCAUUAUCAUUAGCUCAUAGAACAAAUACUGUCAGGAACCAUUUUAGAAAAUAUGAAGGUUAUACAUGAAAGCAUUAAACAAUAUACCUGUUGAGUGUUUCAUUAGAUGGAAAGAAUGUUAUUUUCAAAUAAGGCCGAAUUGAAAAAGUAAAAGGUGAAGGUAUAGUGGUCCUAUUUUAUGAGGACAAAAAGCUUGACACUUUUUUUUUUGUGUGUGUUGAUUCUCUUUCAAAUUAAUAUGCCUUUUGACUUCUCACUGAGCACUGGUAUCUACCAGAAGCCCUCGUUAUUGAUUAUUAAAAAGCCUUGCUGCUACCCAUUGAUCAUUAGAUCAUUUAAAUAGAUAGUAUAUUGACACAUUUGUGUGUCUGUUGUGAGAUUUUUUUUGGAAUUGUAUGAAUCCAUAAUAAAAACUUUGAAUGAGAAUCGUAUUUUUCUGAAGCUAAAGGUACAGGUAUAAGGUAAAUCUGAAGGGAUAAAACAGCAGACAUUUUUUAUUUAUUUUUUUUUUUAUGGUUCUAUUUUAUUUUUAACAAGGUCAAUAUUCCUAGCUGCAAAUAAAGCGCAUACAUUCUCCUGAUUACUAGGUAACAGACUGGUCUUUUGCAAUACAAAGUUGUACUAAACUGGACUUUUGGCCACUGUGGGUGUAAAAAGCUAAAAUAGUUCCAUGCUGUAUCCUUUUCUAACUGAGCUGAUCAAUAAAAGGGGGUGUAAGUCUUAACCAAUUAACAUAUCAAUAUACUUAUUUUUUAAAAAGCAAAGCAAAAGUACAGCUACUUGGUUUUUGCUUACAAAAAUCUAUUCCUAUUUGACUACCUGACGUUGAGCCAUGAAAAUUGUGCUUAAUGAAGUUUUAUUUGUACUUAAACAUACUUUACGUGCUAAUUGCUUUUCUGUUUAUGCUUUCACCCUGUGUAUUUCCACUUGCUUCCUUCAGAAAUGGAUUAGGACGGGUAUUGUACUGCUCAUUCUCAAGAUGGUUUAUUUGUACGCCUGUACCCAUUCAAAACAGCUGUAUUGUAAAUAUGCUUCCACAUAGGAUGACAAUACGCGAAAUAAAGAAUACAAGGCAAAUGCGUAUGUGUACUACAGCAGACAAGAAGUGUAAGCCGCUAAAGUUUAAUUUCACUCUUAGGAGGAGCUGCCCGGGUUUACGAAGAGUGCAAACAAUGUACAAGAUGAGAUGUCUUUGUUCAAGUUACUUGGUUUAUUCAGUAACCUGUAAAUAAUAAUAAAAAAAGUAAACAUACCAGGUUGUACUUUUAUGGUCAGUGCAAAUGUUGACGUUACUCCAUCCAUUCACAGAAAGUUAACAGAUGUUGUACAUUGUACUGCAGUCCACAGAGUUAAAAAAAAUAAAUAAAUAAAUAAAACUACUUCCACGCUGUUUUCUUGGUCGUUGCGAUGUUCUGCUUAGCAUUUAGUAUAUCUUUAUAUUCAACAUAUAGCUAAAUUAGGGUUCUAAUUUCAAUUUUAAUAAAGUUAGGCUUCCUUUUUAGUACUUGCUACUUCUAUUUGUUUACAAAUUUAAAGUUAGCCGGGGCCGUGCUCCCGGAAGCUGUUUCACGACUGCCUAGCAACAGCGGCUGUGUACAGCCAUUACAGGGUAACUCAAGCGCGGGAUCUGUUAACAUUAGCUGAAAGCAAGGCACCAAAAUUACAAUAAUUUCAAACAGAAUACGUUUUUCUGUAGAAUUUUACUGUUACAAGCAUUGCAUGAUUAAUUAGGGUCCUUAUGUUUAAUACGCCUCAUUCACAUGAACUCACAGGGUUUAACACUGAUUUUGAACACUAGUCAAGCGUCAGCAUUAAAAAAAAAACAAAAAAAUGUGUUUGCUUCUACUAGCAGCUAACAUAAGUCUUUUUUUGUGUGUGUACUUGAAUAUGUAAUGUGCUAUUCGAUUAGUUUUUUUUUAAUUAAUUUUUAUUAUUAUUUUCGUGUAAUCAUGUAUGCGACUACACUGACCCAUCCCUACUUCCACAUUCUACAAAGAUAUUAACAAUGCACUUAGUGCUCUGUUUUCUCCAUAGUAACCAUUUAUAUAGAGUAUGAUCAUUUGUAUUUAAAGAGCUUGUGUAAGAUGUAUAAAUUAGUUAUAUGUUGCUACCACCUGCACUAGUGGCAUUGAAGUCACUGAAUGAGUAAUGUUUAUAUUUAUAUAAAUUAGAAAAAAAAAGUUGAAUCUUAAUAAACAACUAUACAAAUAAA